UGUUGCCGCUCAAACAGCGCGUGCGCAGCUUGUCCUCAAUCGCUUUCCGUAGUUAUUUUGCGAAGGUCAAGACGCAAUUGCAACUACCAGUCCCCAACGCCACUAGCCGCUGACUUUCGAAGUUGCAACUCUGUUAUGAAGUUAACGCUGUCUUGCUGAUGUUUUCAACUGUGCCACAUGAAGAACAUACGUAACCAUAAAAUUGCGUCAGCUCUUGUGUGUGUGUGAGGGAGAAGUCGACUCUCAGCGAUGCCCAGCACAGUAUUGUGCGGUGGAGGCCGACUGGUCCGUUGUCAGACCCUUGGUCGGCAAAUGUUAGCUGCUCUGAAGGUGGGCAGAGGCAGAACCUUUUCUGCUGCAAAUCCAGAUGAACCUUACAUAACUGUAUCACAUACGGACUCAGGCCCUAGGACUGUGUGGCCCGAUGAGAACAUGGGACCGUUCGGACCUCAGGACCAACGCUUCCAGUUGCCAGGUAAUGUCGGAUUUGACAGCCAUCUGGACGGCGUGGAAGAAAAGAAAUCUCCAGUUGACAGAACCGUCCCUGAUGUACUAACGGCCCCGUGUAGUGCUGAGAGACAACAGUUCAUCCUAGCCCAGUUUGUUCAUGAGUUUCAGGGAAAACUGGGCCCCAUAUCCAAGCGGGUCCACAAAGCUGAGCAGUACUUCAAUCAAACAUACGCAGAUUGCUCCAUAAGUUCCUGUCCUGAGCUGUUAAGGAAAGAUUUGGAGCUCUUGUUCCCGACAGUGCCCAACACUUCCAUCACAGUUGUGACGGUCUCUCCGAGGAGCGGCCGCUGCAAGGAGGCGGAGCCAGACAGAGAGCAGCUCCUCAGCCAAUUUGUGAGUGGUGCAAAGGAGAUGUGUUUCGCUCUGUGGACUGCAGGCUACUGGGCCGACUUUAUCAAUCCGACAACAGGAGAAGCUGUGAGUUCUUUCGCCGCAUUGAGUUCUGUAACUGUAUGGACACUUCAUCAGUUCUUUGCAUCCCCGCUUAGUUCAAGUGCAGAACAAACAGGGGAAGAGCCACGGCAUUCAGGCUUCUGCAUCGAGAUGUCGGGUUCCUGCACGGUUAUCCGACACAUUCUGAGAGGAACACCUCUGUUUGUGGGGACUGUUUUCACCAGUGCACCAACCCACAGCGGUGUCAUCACACGACUACAAGGACUCUCGCAUGAAUUGGAUGAUGAGGUUGAAUAGUUUUAAUGGUGCUCCAACUCAAUCCAAUCUUGUGGAAAGGCUUUGACGUAAAGCGCAAGUGUGGUUUUUAUUUGUCUACGUAAAAUGAGUGUACCACACUGCAACCGAAAAAGUGGACAAGAGGUAGCAAUGUGCUGGCCCUGGAACCACCCUCACAGCUGUGCUGUGACUGCUUGCCUUUGAGGAGUCAUCAUCAGGGGGUUUUAGCAGGCAGGGUGUCACUUAUCAAGGUUAGCGUCGGCUCUAUUUGUUAGCAGUUUUCAAAGUGUGAUCUCACAAAGUAUUCAUGGAUACAGCUGCUGAACCAAUAAAGUGACCUCUACUCAG
Messenger RNA from Phyllopteryx taeniolatus (common seadragon), 1527 nucleotides. RefSeq names its product metabolism of cobalamin associated Da (gene mmadhca). Bases 250 to 1200 code for a protein of 316 amino acids. The record is from RefSeq and is a predicted model, not a curated record. The transcript is spliced from 9 exons. Gene Ontology annotation, cellular component: mitochondrion. NCBI's taxonomy places the organism in Eukaryota, Metazoa, Chordata, Actinopteri, Syngnathiformes, Syngnathidae. Gene Ontology annotation, biological process: cobalamin metabolic process.